AUGUCGAAGAAGAUCGGAAAGAUGGCUAGUCGAGACUACUGGGUCCUCCCAAAGGAGGAGUCGUGUAUCGCCCCCGAGAAUGUCUGGUCUAACAAAGACAUGGACCCCUCGCCUCCAGACUUUCGCGUCUGGACAAACUGGACCUUUGUGUCGUACUGGAUUUCUGACCUCAUCAACCCCGGUUCGUGGGCGACUGUCUCGUCCUUUGUCGCCCUUGGCUUGACCUGGUGGGAAUCGUGUCUUGCGGUCUUUGUCGGAUCGUGCUUUGUCGCUAUCGUCAUCACUGCCAACGGUUUCAUCGGCGCCACGAUCCACACUCCCUUUGCCGUCACCUCGCGUGCCACGUUCGGAUACUGGGGCAGCAAGUUUGUGGUCUUGUCUCGCUGCGUUAUCGCCUGUUUCUGGCUUUCGAUCAACUCGUGGUCUGGCGGCCAGUUUGUUUCGCUCAUGAUUGAAGCCAUCUGGCCCCAGUACAAGGACUUUGCCAACCACGUCCCGGUCUCGCAGGGCGCCACCUCGCAGGACUUCCUCUCGUUCUUCCUCUUCUGGCUGAUCCAGUUCCCGUUCAUCUUCAUCCACCCUUCCAAGCUCAAGUGGGUUUUCAACGUCAAGGCUAUCAUCGUUCCCAUCGUCGCCAUCGGCACUGUCAUUUGGGCGGUCAAGAAGGCUGGCUCGGGCGCAGCCGAGGCCCUUUCCAACCCGGUCGACCGCGUUGCGCCCGGCACAGCCCGUUUCGUCGCCUUCAUGACCUCGGUCACUGCCACGUCGGGUACCUGGGCCACUCUGUCGCUCAACAUUGGUGACUUCUCCCGUUACUGCAAGCGUCCCACUAGCGCCUGGACUCAGCUGUGGGCCUUCCCCCUGCUGUUUACUGUCAUGUCGAUCCUCUCCGCCAUUACCGCUGCCUGCUGUCUUUCCGUGUACGGUGACGCGCUUUACCAGCCGUACGACGUCGUCGCAAAGUGGGGUACCUCGCACGUUGGUCGUUUCUGCAUGUUUGUCGGUGCCCUCGCCUGGGCUCUCGGCAACGUCACCACCAACAUCACCGCCAACUCCAUCUCGGCCGCCAACGACAUGUGCUCGCUUGCCCCCAAGUACCUCAACAUUCGUCGUGGCCAGAUGAUCGCCAUCACCAUUGGCGUGUGGGGAUUUGCCCCCUGGAAGGUCCUCAACUCGGCUGCCAACUUCCUCACGUUCAUGAGCUCCUACUCGAUUGUGCUGGCCCCCAUUGCGGCUCUCAUGGCGUUUGACUUCUUCGUCGUCAAGUCCAGGAAGAUGGACAUUUACGAGCUGUACAAGCCUCAGGGUAUCUACCGCUACAUCGGCGGCUGGAACUGGCGCUCGUAUGCCGCCCUCUGCUGUGCCAUCGCCCCCAACCUUCCCGGCAUGGCCGCUGCCAUCAACGCCAACCUGGACAUUGGCAACAUCAAGUACGUCUACAUGGUCAGCAACAUUGCCGGCGACGCCAUUGCCCUGCUUGUGUACUACACCCUCAACAGGUUCUGGCCCGCCCACGAGACUCUCCUCGAGGUGCCGGUGCACGACCUGGUGGACAAGAGCGGUGGCAUUGUUCACGAGAGCGGCAGUGAGGCGUAUGACUCGGAGGAGAAGAAGGUCGAGGGUGUGCGCGUGGUGGAGACCAGCGAGUUUUAA
Messenger RNA from Apiotrichum porosum, 1653 nucleotides. RefSeq lists its product as uncharacterized. Gene Ontology annotation, cellular component: plasma membrane. Gene Ontology annotation, molecular function: nucleobase transmembrane transporter activity. The transcript has 3 exons. Gene Ontology annotation, biological process: nucleobase transport; transmembrane transport. NCBI's taxonomy places the organism in Eukaryota, Fungi, Basidiomycota, Tremellomycetes, Trichosporonales, Trichosporonaceae. Bases 1 to 1653 code for a protein of 550 amino acids. The record is from RefSeq and is a predicted model, not a curated record.